AUGUCAGCUGUAAACAGUACAUUGUUGGAGCACUCGAAUAGACUUGAACAAUUUAAAAAUCAAGAGUCGGAUAGCGAGGCGAUCAGAUUGAGAAACGAAAAUCUUGAACUUAAAAAGGAAAAUGGGCGCUUGACAGAACAGAUCAAUAUUUUGAGUUGCACUCUAACUGACCUUCAAGAUAAAGUGAAACAAGUGGAAGAAGAGAAAGCCA
This is a messenger RNA of Paramuricea clavata, 211 nucleotides long. The record is from the annotation of a GenBank genome assembly. NCBI's taxonomy places the organism in Eukaryota, Metazoa, Cnidaria, Anthozoa, Malacalcyonacea, Plexauridae.